AUGGGUUUGGUUGGCCUCGAACAUGGUAAUACAUUGUAUACAAUUUCAUCACAGGCUGAAAUCAGGCAUUUUCAAGAGGCCAACAAGGCUGCUCACAGGGCGAGGCAGCUGAUUCUGAAACAGCAGGAGGAGAUUCAACAUAUGCUCCAGACCACCAUCAAAAUUCAGGAGAGACUCAAAUCAGCUGGGGAGAGCAAGUUGGUUCCAACUCGACAGGAGCAGCGGGAUGCAGAACAACCAGGAGUGGAGAAUGUUUCCAAAGUGAGCCCCACUUCCAGUCCCCUACAAACAGAUAUGGAGACGUGGAGUCCCUCCUGUGUUUCAACUUCAGGCAGUGAGACCAGCAGCAUCAUGCAAAAACUGAAGAAGAUGCGCAGUCAUAUGGAUGAAAAGUCUCAUCACUGGGCUUCUCUCGUGUCUGUUUUCCCAACGUACAUCCCAAAUUCCAGCUGUACAUCAGCAACCAGCUGGUCAG
Messenger RNA from Chiloscyllium plagiosum (whitespotted bambooshark), 475 nucleotides. NCBI's taxonomy places the organism in Eukaryota, Metazoa, Chordata, Chondrichthyes, Orectolobiformes, Hemiscylliidae. The record is from RefSeq and is a predicted model, not a curated record.